Messenger RNA from Hylaeus volcanicus, 2928 nucleotides. RefSeq lists its product as uncharacterized. Bases 47 to 2749 code for a protein of 900 amino acids. NCBI's taxonomy places the organism in Eukaryota, Metazoa, Arthropoda, Insecta, Hymenoptera, Colletidae. The transcript has 15 exons. The record is from RefSeq and is a predicted model, not a curated record.
AGCGUGUACGUAGUGCGUCGUGAGAAAAUUGGCAUAUUUUGUGAGAAUGGAGCCCUUGUUUCAGCUGCACUUCGAAGACAUCGAUAUUAUGCUGAUGAACGUGAAGCGGAGAUUGAUGCUGGACGACGAAUCUGUCCAGAUGAUGUGCGUCGAACGACUAUGUAACCUGUUUAAAAGUGGUGGCGCUGCGUGCUGCCAGGAGGUUCUUUCAAAGCUGAUCAAAUACGACGUUCUUUCGACAUUGUUUGAAAUUCUACACACACCCAACGAUCGUCUUCUACCGUGUGUUCUCGAUUUUCUGAGCUUGGCAAGCGUGUAUCGUAAUUUUUACGAAUGUCACGUAGCCGCGGACGCCAUGGACUCCAUUUUGAAAGUAACAAUUUGCGUUCUAAAAUCUCGAUGCAAGGAGACGCGAGUACUGGAGAAACUAAUUAACGCCACUUACGAAAUACUGCACAGAGCUGUGAAAUUUAACAUGGAACUGGGCACAGUCUGCGCUCCGAAGCAGGUUCUGUUCCUUCUGAAAUCUUUGAUUCUGGAGGAGAAGUUGGACCAGAAAUUAAAAUUCCUCGCGGUCGCGUUGCUGAAUAUCGUUCUGCAGAAUAUAGACACGGAAGACGAGCCGGGGGAGGGUGCUUUCGAAAUUUGCCACAAAGCACUCAACUUAAUGAAAGAGAUUGUUGAGUACAGCGACGAUGACGCCUCGAUUACGCUUGCUGCAACCGCGCUGGCUGCUGUUUGCGCUUCUGGUGCUCGGUUGUGCGAUGGGAACGGCGACGAUCGCCGAAUUUUCGACAAUGUCGAGCAAAGCAGGGCGUCUUUGGCGAAGACUAUCUACCUGGCGACGAUGAACACUCUGAUACCCUACGCUAAAAGCACGGAGCCAAACGAAACGGGCAGGCUCGAAUUCCAUCGGAGCCUGGUGACUUGUCUGAACAGCCUUUACAAGCUGAGCAACUGCAGCCGCGACGACUUGUCAAACCACUUGACCGCGAACGGAUAUCUGAAGUACUUCUUGCUUUUAACCACCAGGCUUCCAGAGAAUCUGCGUCGCAGCACGUGCGCGCUCCUGUCGCGAAUCGUGACCACUCUGAGCGAUAAAUCAUUGUCGAUCAAUCAGUGGCCCGAGGGCGCGACUGGCUUCGAGAAUUUAAUGCACAGGGGACUGCUCGACUUGCCGAGAGACUCCCAGCAGUGGAACGACGUCGUUGCCCGUCGAGGAAACAGCGCGAUCGCGCUGAUGAUGUUAACGUAUUAUCAUUACCACGGCACUAGAGAAAGCGACAUGAUAUGCCUGAGGGCCUUGAUAACUUGGAUCGUCGGUCUGCCCAAGUCUCAGCAGAUUUCAGAGCAAAUUCUGAAGGUCCUGUGGUUUCUGUUCGCCAUCGCGUCUGUCUCCCAUCCCUCACCGAACUCGGAACAGGAUUACGGCAAGGCAGCGACGCGAUUGGCCGCCGCGUUGCAAUAUUCCAGACUGAACGACUGCUACACUCACCACAUUGAUCUCCUUCGCUAUUGUUUAACCUGCCCCGACGUUCCCAGACAUCUCAGGAACAAAGCGCUGGACUUCUGGCUGGUGGAGUCCGACGGAGACAUCAAGCCUCUGUUAACUCUAGAUCGCGACCAAGUCGUUCGACAUUAUUUAUUGCUCGCCAUACAGACCGGGUACUCGGAGAGGAUAAUUAACUUGGCGAUGAAGGGGGUCCGCGAGAUGAUACGCGUCGACAACGCCAAGGAGAUCGCUGAAAUUGCCUGGCACAUGCUCCCCAGUCUUCUUUCGUCUUAUCAGCGGGAUAAAGACGAGCAGAUCAAGGCGGUGCUAGAGUUGACGAACAUCUUUAUUCCUCACUCUCUGUCCCUGAGCGUCAGGAAUCGUUGCGCGGACAGCCUGAUGGCCAUCGUAUUAAGAAGAGAGGCUGAUGUAAAAUUGAGGACACUGGCGGUAAUGCAGUCGUACGUCUUGCUGGUCACGUCCGCGACGAGCAAACCGUUCAUGGUAAUCGAGAAGUGCAUCGGAACUCCGAAUUUCCUGGAGGAGUUGCUCGUGCAGGGAUUCUCGGAGGACGCUCCGGAAUUGUCAGCUGUUUGUUUGAAGCUGCUGGCGUUUAUUAUUCACUGCCAGGAGAAAUCGUCGAUACAGCGCGAUGAAUCAUUGUCGAUCAGCGCCCAAAGCCUAGCAGAUUUACUUUUCAAUACAAGGACGUCUGUCCACUGCUCGAUCAAUGGGAUGCAACUCGCGCUGGAACUUUUGACGCAAAAUAUCGAUGGCUGCGCUGUUAAGCUGGACGAGGCUGCGAGCAGCGGUGACGGAGCCCGAGGAGUUCUCAACCUUUUCGAAACUCUUCACAUCAUACAUGGCAAAAGCAUCCCGACGCAAAGGGAUAUAGCGUGCCAGUGUCUAGAAGGUGUGCUAAUCUUCUGUCACAAGCACGUGGAGUCUUUGUUGUACGAAUUGUGCACAUCCAUGAGUAACGACGGCCUGGUGGCGAGCACCCUGAGCACGCGUUACGUUUCCUGCCACUUCCUGGAGUUCGUCUCGACCUGGCUGCGCUGCCGGAGAAAGUACUGCAACGACGAGGGACCGUGGAACGAGAGAUCUCUCUGCAAGACACCCUUCGAGGAGACUCUGGAUCGGCUUAGGAACUACGUCAAGGCCACCGAGAGCACCAGAACGGACGAUGCGUUCAACAGUCUUCGCUACGCGAUUUCUGCCAGCCUCGUCCGGCCCGACUUACGUUCCAGCAGUUAGGUGAGUGUGUGCCAUGGCCUCUUUAUACUGAAUUGAAUUUUUUAAGUAAAUCGCAUCGAUCCUCUUUUGUAAAUUCCUAAUAUUUUAAUCCACGAAUGCUUUUACCUAGCUGAUUAUAUACCAAUAACGAAACAAGAUAGGAAUUCGACGAAUCGGAGGACCAUUGCUUAGAUAUUCGU